Molecule: messenger RNA, 1536 nt
Organism: Nanorana parkeri
Lineage: Eukaryota; Metazoa; Chordata; Amphibia; Anura; Dicroglossidae
Product: arsenite methyltransferase-like
Exons: 13
Coding region: 1-1533 (510 amino acids)
Biological process (GO): arsonoacetate metabolic process; toxin metabolic process
Cellular component (GO): cytosol
Molecular function (GO): arsenite methyltransferase activity
Source: RefSeq, a predicted model, not a curated record
AUGCUGCAACGCACCGGAGCUGGUGUGAACCGGCCCUCAAUAAAGGAAGACGGUGGGACUGGCAGGAUCAACCGGCUCUGCUGCCUGUUAGAUGUGGAUCUUGGCCUGGACUUUGACUGUGCUCCUGCUUUCCGAAAUAGUCCCUCUGCUGCCUGGUUGUUACGGACUCCUGCUUGCCCUGACUGUGAUUCCACUUCCUGCUCCUGUGAGUUCCUGUUCCCGAUCUGCCGCUCACCACCACGUUCCCCACCUCCACGUGGUGGUGUGAAAGCCGUGACAAGGCAAAUUAACUUGUCUUACGUUGGGACUUGUGACAUAAGGAAAGGAGAAGUCAGCGAGGGGCGAUAUAUUUCCCUUCGCUUUCUGUCCCAUAUAGCCUUGAAGAUUUCUAAUGUUUUGUACUUUGUUGGUUUGUCUAGCUCUCCCACAUCCAGCUGCUGCUCUCAAGGUCUUCAAACACAUGAUGAUGUCAAGGAAUAUUAUGGUAAAUACUUAAAGAACUCAAAAGACUUGAAAACCAAUGCAUGCGUAACCCCAGCAAAGCCAAUUCCCAGAUACAUCCUGGAUGCCUUAAAAGAGGUUCACAGUGAAGUCUCUUCAAGGUAUUAUGGUUGUGGAAUUGUGGUACCAGAAUGUCUGGAGAACUGCAGGAUCCUGGAUCUAGGCAGUGGAAGUGGAAGAGACUGUUAUAUGCUGAGUAAGCUGGUUGGACAGAAGGGGUAUGUCACUGGAGUGGACAUGACUGAUGAACAGGUGGAAGUUUCCAGAAAGUACAUUGACUAUCAUGUGAAAAAAUUUGGCCACCAGCAGCCCAAUAUUAACUUUGUACACGGCUAUAUUGAAGAUCUUAAAAGUGCUGGCAUAGAAGACCGGAGCUAUGAUAUUAUAAUAUCCAAUUGUGUCAUAAACCUGUCUCCGGAUAAGAAGGCUGUGCUAAAAGAAGCUUUUCGAGUGCUGAAGGAUGGUGGAGAGAUGUACUUCAGUGAUGUCUAUUCUGACAAGCCAAUUCCAAGUGAAUUAAAGCAAAACAAAGUUCUGUGGGGAGAAUGCAUUAGCGGUGCCCUCUGCUGGGAAGAAGUUUAUCAGAUUGCUGAAGAAAUUGGUUUUGCCCCCCCACGUUUAGUCACCUCCAGUAACAUCACAGUGGAUAACAAAGACCUGGAAGAAAUUAUUGGCGACUACAAGUUUGUCUCCGCUACGUUUCGCCUCUUCAAGCUGCCUCAGGAAUAUGUGAAGGAAAAGGGUCAGGUUAUCUAUAAUGGAGGAGUCACAGGCUGUGAGACAGAAAUACAGUUUGAUGCAAAUGUCACUUUUAAGGAAGGUGAAGUUGUGGAAGUCGAUGAAGAAUUGUGGAGCAUCCUCAAGAGUUCACGAUUUUCGGAUGAGUUUCUGUUUCAGCCUGCCGGGAAGGCAAAAUCUUGCCAGAAGAAAAAGGAAACUAUCAAGAAUCCAUUUCAGCUGGCUGCAGAGAAUACCAAAUCUCCUCAGACACCCAGUAAUGGUAGCUGCUGUGGACCAAAAGGAUGUUGCUAAAGA